Messenger RNA from Gorilla gorilla gorilla (western lowland gorilla), 2235 nucleotides. It is a transcript of the gene PORCN, whose product is annotated as porcupine O-acyltransferase. Gene Ontology annotation, biological process: Wnt protein secretion; lipid modification; protein palmitoylation. Gene Ontology annotation, molecular function: Wnt-protein binding; palmitoleoyltransferase activity. Lineage: Eukaryota; Metazoa; Chordata; Mammalia; Primates; Hominidae. The coding region runs from base 211 to 1902 and encodes 563 amino acids. The record is from RefSeq and is a predicted model, not a curated record. Gene Ontology annotation, cellular component: membrane; endoplasmic reticulum. The transcript is spliced from 13 exons.
CCGCCCCGGGAUUUAAAGGGCCCGCUCGCCGCGCCGCUCUGGGAGCCGCUGCUGGUCCCGGCCUUGCGGCCUGCGGGGGAGGCUGCCCGGAGGAGGCAGCGGCGGCGGCAGCGCGUCCUCGGUCCCCAGGACCACGGCUUCUUUCCUGCCAGAGCGACUCUACCUUGGAAACCAGGGAUUCCCCUUCCCGUCGCCCGCCCCAUUUGAUAUAUGGGCCUGAAAUGUAUGCCAUCCCAUCACCAUCGGACUGGACUGUUCACAGCACUGGAGAGACAGAGGUCCUUCAUUCACUCCAGGUCACAGGCUGUGCGUGUGCAUGCCGAACACCCAUAUGCACACAGUUGGUGGCUCAGUCUGAUGUACCUGACUUCUCACGCCUUCCCCCAGUCCUCCAGUACCGUGCCUCUACAUGGGCUGGGCAGCCCCAAACUGAAAUGUGAGUGCCAGAGUGCAUCCUUUAAGCGAGGUCUGCCCCACGGACACCCGCUCCCUCUGUGUCCCUGCUUUGACAGAUCUAUCCAUCUGGCCAUCCAUCCGUGGGGGUCUGCAAUGGCCACCUUUAGCCGCCAGGAAUUUUUCCAGCAGCUACUGCGAGGCUGUCUCCUGCCUACUGCCCAGCAGGGCCUUGACCAGAUCUGGCUGCUCCUUGCCAUCUGCCUCGCCUGCCGCCUCCUCUGGAGGCUCGGGUUGCCAUCCUACCUGAAGCAUGCAAGCACCGUGGCAGGCGGGUUCUUCAGCCUCUACCACUUCUUCCAGCUGCACAUGGUUUGGGUCGUGCUGCUCAGCCUCCUGUGCUACCUCGUGCUGUUCCUCUGCCGACAUUCCUCCCAUCGAGGCGUCUUCCUAUCCGUCACCAUCCUCAUCUACCUACUCAUGGGUGAGAUGCACAUGGUAGACACCGUGACAUGGCACAAGAUGCGAGGGGCACAGAUGAUUGUGGCCAUGAAGGCAGUGUCUCUGGGCUUCGACCUGGACCGGGGCGAGGUGGGUACGGUGCCCUCGCCGGUGGAGUUCAUGGGCUACCUCUACUUCGUGGGCACCAUCGUCUUCGGGCCCUGGAUAUCCUUCCACAGCUACCUACAAGCUGUCCAAGGCCGCCCACUGAGCUGCCGAUGGCUGCAGAAGGUGGCCCGGAGCCUGGCACUGGCCCUGCUGUGCCUUGUGCUGUCCACUUGCGUGGGCCCCUACCUCUUCCCGUACUUCAUCCCCCUCGACGGUGACCGCCUCCUUCGCAAGUGGCUGCGAGCCUACGAGAGUGCUGUCUCCUUCCACUUCAGCAACUAUUUUGUGGGCUUUCUUUCCGAGGCCACGGCCACGUUGGCGGGGGCUGGCUUUACCGAGGAGAAGGAUCACCUGGAAUGGGACCUGACGGUGUCCAAGCCACUGAAUGUGGAGCUGCCUCGGUCAAUGGUGGAAGUUGUCACAAGCUGGAACCUGCCCAUGUCUUAUUGGCUAAAUAACUAUGUUUUCAAGAAUGCUCUCCGCCUGGGGACCUUCUCGGCUGUGCUGGUCACCUAUGCAGCCAGCGCCCUCCUACAUGGCUUCAGUUUCCACCUGGCUGCGGUCCUGCUGUCCCUGGCUUUUAUCACUUACGUGGAGCAUGUCCUCCGGAAGCGUCUGGCUCGGAUCCUCAGUGCCUGUGUCUUGUCAAAGCGGUGCCCGCCAGACUGUUCGCACCAGCAUCGCUUGGGCCUGGGGGUGCGAGCCUUAAACUUGCUCUUUGGAGCUCUGGCCAUCUUCCACCUGGCCUACCUGGGCUCCCUGUUUGAUGUCGAUGUGGACGACACCACAGAGGAGCAGGGCUACGGCAUGGCAUACACUGUCCACAAGUGGUCAGAGCUCAGCUGGGCCAGUCACUGGGUCACUUUUGGAUGCUGGAUCUUCUACCGUCUCAUAGGCUGAGGCACAUCUGUGGACCCUCAUAACCCUCUUAAGACCCCUCUCAGGGUGCCACUGAUGGGGAUGAGGGAAGGCCCUCUCUCUACUCCUUGACCCCCUCCAUCCUUGACCCCCAACACCUCAACACACACACACACACACAGACACACAAAAUCACACCAUUUUCAUGCCUGUCAAUCCCCACCCCACCACAAGGCAGGAAGGGGGUGGUCCCUGCUGGGGCCUAGAGGGGGAUGCUUGGGGAAACAGAGAGGGGGAGAUCCAGGGCCUCCCCGCCUUCCUUCUUCCUUUUUAUAUACAAUUUGUUAUUGUCAAAUAAAAGUAGGAAAUAUUCAA